AUGGCAUCCAUGGCACCAGUGAAGCAGGAUCACGGUCGGGAGGAGCCCCAGAGCAGUCGCUCGAAGGGCCCGUUCACGGCGGCUGCGAAGGCUCUCUCCACGACAAAAUUCAAUGUCACCGCAGCUCCCUUUGUGAUGAAUCCCGUCAAGGUGGAACGUCAGCACACUCCUAGAAUGGCCUCAUUGUGCUCUUCAAUGUCCCCAUUGGGUUCUCCCGUCCCGCCGGCAUAUCGCAGCAUCCUGGGCAGGGAUCCAAGACCGCGUUCGGGGAUCGCAAGGCCCGUGACGCCCAUGGAGACGGGAAUGGUUGGUUACUUUCCCCCACCACCGCCUUCUAUGAUCAGAAAUUGGAAUUUCAAUUCCCCGCGAUGCUUUGGCGCUCAUUGCCAACCCGAUGGUACAAUACUGAUCAGACUUCGCGAAGGGAUCAGCAUUGAAAUGACUCUGGACAGGGCGGUGAGGGUGCUCAACAAUCACAGCAAGGUUGCCCUAGCGCUGUCCAACACGGGAAACUCCUCAGCCCUCAUUCAUCCCAAUGGAAGAGUUUAUCAGUACGGUUCGAAAGUGGAAAUCGUGGCGUACGAUGGUAUGAGGAAGAACAGCUUUGUGCGUUUCGCCAAGAUGUGGCAGAAGGGCGUGAGCUUCACCAGUCAGAAUUGUGCUCUGGUCUUCUUGGUGGACUCUGCAGGCACCAGAACCACCACCGAUAGCUUCACGGACAUGUCUCAGGACUUCACAAAGUCCAUCUUGUACCGAGACACGCGAUACGGCGAGGAGUACAUCGAUGAGGCCCUGCAAGUCCUCAAGGCAGCUUCGUGGUGGACUAACGAGGAUGGCAACGACACGUUUGACGUGAAUGGGUUCAGAAUUACUCAAACGGCUGAUGGAUUGGUCAGAAUGACACGCACAAAUACCAAGAGUUUAAUCCGCACCAGCCCAGGAAACGGUUCAGCCACUUUGACCACGAAUUUCAUGCACUGCACCGCAUCUCUGGGACAGACAUCGCAUUUGUUUAUCAGGCGAGGAGAGCUUCGUAUGCAUUUCGACGGAAGUCAGUUUGUCGUGAGAAAUGCUGGACAUUCGGCGGGAUUUGAUGACAACAAUCUGCUGAAGGUUUAUUGAUUCCUCAAUCGUCCGGAGGAUUAUAUGUUUCGUUCCAUACUCCAUACAUCUUCAUUUUGGGUUACUUUUGCGCUGUCCGAUCAGCGCACUCAGAUUUUUCUCCAUCAACAACUCGCUCUCUUGUUUUGGCCAGAAAAAAAUUGUGAAAUUCCCUUUCAAAAUCU
Phlebotomus argentipes is the source of this 1286-nucleotide messenger RNA. RefSeq lists its product as uncharacterized. The transcript is spliced from 5 exons. The record is from RefSeq and is a predicted model, not a curated record. Lineage: Eukaryota; Metazoa; Arthropoda; Insecta; Diptera; Psychodidae. Bases 1 to 1122 code for a protein of 373 amino acids.